AUGUCUAAGACUCAAUGUAUCGGUAAAACUGAAAAUUCUUUAGAGAAAGCAGAAGAGCAAGGUGAUAUCCUACAAGCUGAUGGACUAGCAAAAGAUGCAGAUCUUGAUUCUACUUAUGAUUCAGUCGAAUCAUCACUUAUUAUACAAGAAUCUGAAAGGGGUACUGAAGAUGAGAAUGCUCAGAACCAUACGGAAGCAAAAUCUGAUGGUGUAGAUACAGAAGCAGAUAUUGAGGUAGAAAAUGUGGAUUCCCCUCCUCUGGCUGGAGCGAAUGCCAUGAAUGUAAUAGUAGUUUCCGCGGAAUGUGCUCCUUGGUCAAAGACAGGAGGGCUUGGAGAUGUAGCUGGGACUCUGCCAAAAGCUUUGGCUAGGAGAGGGCACCGGGUUAUGGUUGUUUCCCCAUGGUAUGCCAAUUAUCCUGAAUCCAAAGAUAUAGGUGUUCGCAAAUAUUACAAAGCUGAUGGGCAGGAUCUGGAAGUAAAUUAUUUUCAUGCUUAUAUUGAUCGUGUGGAUUUUGUAUUUAUCGACAGUCCAGUUUUCCAUCAUCUAGAGAACAACAUUUAUGGGGGAGACCGGCUGGAAAUCUUGAAACGGAUGGUAUUGUUAUGCAAGGUAGCUGUAGAGGUUCCGUGGCAUGUUCCAUGUGGCGGCUUAUGCUAUGGAGACGGAAAUUUAAUUUUCAUUGCGAACGAUUGGCACACAUCACUUCUGCCUGUGUAUCUGAAAGCAUGCUACCGCGACAAUGGCUUGAUGAAGUAUGCCAGGUCCAUCUUGGUGAUCCACAACAUAUCUCACCAGGGGCGUGGUCCAGUUGAGGACUUCUUCCAUGUCGACUUGCCCGAUCAACACAUGGACCUCUUCAAGCUGUAUGAGCCGAUGGGAGGUGACCACUUCAACAUCUUCGCGGCCGGCCUCAAGACUGCUGACCGCGUGAUCACCGUCAGCCGUGGCUACGCAUGGGAGCUCACAACAUCCGAAGGUGGGUGGGGACUCCAUGAGAUCAUAAACGAGAACAACUGGAAGUUCCAAGGCAUCGUCAACGGGAUCGACACAGUGGACUGGAACCCUGAGCUGGAUCUUCACCUGCAAUCCGAUGGCUACAGAAACUAUUCCAUUGAGACUCUGCAAUCCGGGAAACCACAGUGCAAGGCGGCGCUGCAGAAGGAGCUCGGCCUCCCUGUCCGCGAGGACGUCCCCCUCAUCGGAUUCAUCGGCCGGCUGGAUCACCAGAAGGGCGUCGACCUCGUUGCGGGUGCGAUGCCUUGGAUCGUCGGGCAGGACGCGCAGCUGGUGAUGCUGGGCACCGGACGGGCCGACCUGGAGGAGAUGCUGCGCAAGUUCGACAGGGAGCACCACAACAAGGUGAGGGCGUGGGUGGGGUUCUCGGUGAAGAUGGCGCACAGGAUCACCGCAGGGGCGGACGUCCUGCUCAUGCCAUCGCGGUUCGAGCCCUGCGGGCUGAACCAGCUGUACGCCAUGAAGUACGGCACGGUCCCGGUGGUGCACGCCGUUGGCGGGCUUCGUGACACGGUGAUCCCGUUCGAUCCCUUCAGGGAGAGCGGGUUCGGGUGGACGUUCGACCGGGCGGAGGCCAACAAGCUGAUCAAUGCGCUGGGGAACUGCCUCAACACCUACAGGAACCAGAAGGAGAAUUGGAAGGGCCUGCAGACGCGAGGGAUGGCACAGGACCUGAGCUGGGACAACGCCGCCAAACAUUACGAGGAAGUCCUCGUCUCAGCUAAGUAUCAGUGGUGAUCUUUGAGAACAUGAACGAACAGUAUCUAUCUCAGCUAUCUGAUGAUCCAAUCCGGAUCUCUCUUCAACGAACCUGCAAAGAUUCGUCUAAGUAUUGUGUGCGUCCGUUUGAUUGAUGGCAUCAACAU
Messenger RNA from Musa acuminata AAA Group (dessert banana), 1883 nucleotides. RefSeq names its product granule-bound starch synthase 2, chloroplastic/amyloplastic-like. Bases 1 to 1755 code for a protein of 584 amino acids. The record is from RefSeq and is a predicted model, not a curated record. The transcript has 7 exons. Gene Ontology annotation, molecular function: alpha-1,4-glucan glucosyltransferase (UDP-glucose donor) activity. NCBI's taxonomy places the organism in Eukaryota, Viridiplantae, Streptophyta, Magnoliopsida, Zingiberales, Musaceae.